AUCUUGCAAUUAGUUUUGCUAUGGCCACAUAGCAUUUUUUAUUCUCCUCUUGCCUUUCAUUUCCUCAUGAAUGAUAAGUCGGAGGGAAUAAUUUGAUCCGGGAGUUCUGAUAUUCAUUGCAAUUUACUUGUUUUGGGUAAGUUGGUGUUAUGAAGUGUGUAAUUUGCCUCCUGAUCUUUCCAUGGCUUUUUUGCUGCAGAUUAACUACUGUUGAGGAGUUAACUAGGGCCACCAUGAAAAAGCUAACUCAGGGAAUGGCUGAGCACAAUAAAGCAAUGUCAGCUGCCAAGACUGAUGAGGAGAGGAAUACCAUUAAAACUCAGAAGCAGAACACUACAUCCGGACUGCGAACCUGCAAUAAUAUCCUUGCCAUGACUAAGCCAUUGCAUUCAAAGACACCUUCAUUUAUUGGAGACAAGAGCAUCAGCCUCUCCUGGAAAGAGGCAGUCAAAGCUUCUGCACCUGCAACAAAUACGGGGACUGGAGGAAAACGAUCCGCUAGUGCUGUGAAUGGUUCCAGUAAUGCGGCAUCAAAAAAAGGGACGUGGAGCGGGCGGUAUGCAAAACCAGCUUGUUAAUAGAGCAUUUGAAGGUUUGUCCCAGGGUGGGCGUGGUGGUGGGAGAGGAAGAGGAAGGGGUUGGGGUGGACGUGGAAGAGGAAGAA
This is a messenger RNA of Eucalyptus grandis, 664 nucleotides long. RefSeq names its product apoptosis inhibitor 5-like protein API5. The transcript has 4 exons. Gene Ontology annotation, biological process: regulation of programmed cell death. Gene Ontology annotation, molecular function: mRNA binding. The record is from RefSeq and is a predicted model, not a curated record. Bases 150 to 578 code for a protein of 142 amino acids. Gene Ontology annotation, cellular component: nucleus. NCBI's taxonomy places the organism in Eukaryota, Viridiplantae, Streptophyta, Magnoliopsida, Myrtales, Myrtaceae.